Messenger RNA from Oncorhynchus mykiss (rainbow trout), 7538 nucleotides. RefSeq names its product ras-related protein Rab-11A. Gene Ontology annotation, molecular function: GTP binding; GTPase activity. Lineage: Eukaryota; Metazoa; Chordata; Actinopteri; Salmoniformes; Salmonidae. The record is from RefSeq and is a predicted model, not a curated record.
UUAUAUAUAGCGGUUGGAUGCCCGCUGGUUUUCCUGCUGCUGAGGUUAAAUGACAAGGCUGGAACUGCAGUGCAUUGCGGGGACGGGCAGGAUAAGAAGGUAUAAUAACCGGAUAGGACCGGGGAAGGAAGGAAAGGGACGGUGCCACUUGGAUUCACAGACAUCGAACCUCGCCUUAAUUUAGAUUCAGAAUGGGGAAUAGAGACGACGAGUAUGAUUACUUGUUUAAAGUGGUGUUGAUAGGAGACUCUGGAGUGGGGAAGAGUAACCUGUUGUCUCGUUUCACCCGGAAUGAGUUUAACCUGGAGAGUAAGAGCACCAUCGGGGUGGAGUUUGCCACCCGCAGUAUCCAGGUGGAUGGGAAGACCGUGAAGGCUCAGAUCUGGGACACAGCUGGCCAGGAGAGAUACCGGGCUAUUACAUCAGCGUAUUACCGUGGUGCAGUGGGGGCCUUGUUGGUCUAUGACAUCGCCAAGCACCUGACCUAUGAAAACGUGGAGCGUUGGCUGAAGGAGCUGAGAGACCAUGCAGACAGCAACAUCGUCAUUAUGCUGGUCGGCAACAAGAGUGACCUGCGCCACCUCAGGGCCGUGCCCACCGACGAGGCACGGACAUUUGCAGAGAAGAACGGUUUGUCUUUCCUGGAGACCUCAGCCCUGGACUCUACUAACGUGGAGACAUCCUUCCAGACCAUUCUGACUGAAAUCUAUCGCAUCGUGUCUCAGAAACAGAUGUCGGACCGACGAGACAACGACAUGUCGCCUAGCAACAACGUGGUCAACAUCCAGGUGCAGCCGACGGAGAACAAACCAAAGAUGCAGUGUUGUCAGAGCAUCUAACAGCCUCACCAGUAGCACCUGAUCCCCUCCCCUAAAAGACUGCUUGGUCCUGUCUGACUGAGACACAGCUGCAUGGCCAGGCUCUAGACUGAGACACAGCUGCGUGACCAGGCUCUAGACUGAGACACAGCUGCGUGGCCAGGCUCUAGACUGAGACACAGCUGCGUGGCCAGGCUCUAGACUGAGACACAGCUGCGUGGCCAGGCUCUAGACUGAGACACAGCUGCAUGGCCAGGCUCUAGACUGAGACACAGCUGCAUGGCCAGGCUCUAGACUGAGACACAGCUGCAUGGCCAGGCUCUAAACUGAGACACAGCUGCAUGGCCAGGCUCUAGACUGAGACACAGCUGCAUGGCCAGGCUCUAGACUGAGACACAGCUGCAUGGCCAGGCUCUAGACUGAGACACAGCUGCAUGGCCAGGCUCUAGACUGAGACACAGCUGCAUGGCCAGGCUCUAGACUCUAUGCUUCCAUGUAGAGGGUGAGGCUGUGUCCAGAUUCUCCACCCUUCCUCCCAAAGUGUGGCAUACUCCAUGUCAUGGAUUUAAAGGCAUUAGAUUGUAAUCAUUGGCUGAAGAGAGUUUAUUUUCAUCAUUGUUAAAUGUAUGAUGGGAAAUGUUCAAGUGAACACUUUGAGAAAAGGGUGGAUCAUUAGGGUGCAGCUGUGAGCCCGCUGGUUCCUUAAGGAUCCCCAGUCAGGAUUAUACAGCUGUGAGCCCGCUGGUUCCUUAAGGAUCCCCAGUCAGGACUAUACAGCUGUGAGCCCACUGGUUCCUUAAGGAUCCCCAGUCAGGACUAUACAGCUGUGUCUGAGCAUGUUGGUUCCUUAAGGAUCCCCAGUCAGGACUAUACAGCUGUGAUCCCGUUGGUUCCUUAAGGAUCCCCAGUCAGGACUAUACAGCUGUGUCUGAGCAUGUUGGUUCCUUCAGGAUCCCCAGUCAGGACUAUACAGCUGUGUCUGAGCCCGCUGGUUCCUUAAGGAUCCCCAGUCAGGACUAUACAGCUGUGAGCCCACUGGUUCCUUAAGGAUCCCCAGUCAGGACUAUACAGCUGUGUCUGAGCAUGUUGGUUCCUUAAGGAUCCCCAGUCAGGACUAUACAGCUGUGAUCCCGUUGGUUCCUUAAGGAUCCCCAGUCAGGACUAUACAGCUGUGUCUGAGCAUGUUGGUUCCUUCAGGAUCCCCAGUCAGGACUAUACAGCUGUGUCUGAGCCCGUUGGUUCCUUAAGGAUCCCCAGUCAGGACUAUACAGCUGUGUCUGAGCCCGUUGGUUCCUUAAGGAUCCCCAGUCAGGACUAUACAGCUGUGUCUGAACCCGUUGGUUCCUUAAGGAUCCCCAGUCAGGAUUAUACAGCUGUGUCUGAGCCCGUUGGUUCCUUAAGGAUCCCAGUCAGGACUAUACAGCUGUGUCUGAUCCCGUUGGUUCCUUAAGGAUCCCCAGUCAGGACUAUACAGCUGUGUCUGAGCCUGUUGGUUCCUUAAGGAUCCCCAGUCAGGACUAUACAGCUGUGAUCCCGUUGGUUCCUUAAGGAUCCCCAGUCAGGACUAUACAGCUGUGUCUGAGCAUGUGUUGGUUCCUUCAGGAUCCCCAGUCAGGACUAUACAGCUGUGUCUGAGCCCGUUGGUUCCUUAAGGAUCCCCAGUCAGGACUAUACAGCUGUCUGAUCUCGUUGGUUCCUUAAAGAUCCCCAGUCAGGACUAUACAGCUGUGUCUGAGCAUGUUGGUUCCUUAAGAAUCCCCAGUCAGGACUAUACAGCUGUGUCUGAGCCCGUUGGUUCCUUAAGGAACCCCAGUCCGGACUAUACAGCUGUGUCUGAUCCCGUUGGUUCCUUAAGGAUCCCCAGUCAGGACUGUACAGCUGUGUCUGAUCCCGUUGGUUCCUUAAGGAUCCCCAGUCGGGACUAUACAGCUGUGUCUGAUCCCUUUGGUUCCUUAAGGAUCCCCAGUCAGGACUAUACAGCUGUGUCUGAUCCCGUUGGUUCCUUAAGGAUCCCCAGUCAGGACUGUACAGCUGUGUCUGAUCCCGUUGGUUCCUUAAGGAUCCCCAGUCGGGACUAUACAGCUGUGUCUGAGCCCGUUGGUUCCUUAGGGAUCCCCAGUCAGGACUAUACAGCUGUGUCUGAGCCCGUUGGUUCCUUAAGGAUCCCCAGUCAGGACUAUACAGCUGUGAUCCCGUUGGUUCCUUAAGGAACCCUUCAGGAUUAUACAGCUGUGAUCCCGUUGGUUCCUUAAGGAUCCCCAGUCAGGAUUAUACAGCUGUGAUCCCGUUGGUUCCUUAAGGAUCCCCAGUCAGGACUAUACAGCUGUGUCUGAGCCGGUUGGUUCCUUAAGGAACCCCAGUCAGGAUUAUACAGCUGUCUGAGCCCGUUGGUUCCUUAAGGAACCCCAGUCAGGACUAUACAGCUGUGUCUGAGCCCGUUGGUUCCUUAAGGAACCCCAGCUUUUUAUUUUUGCCGUCUUUUAUAUUAUUAUAUAGCUGUUUUAAUAACCAGACAGACGCUGGAAGAAUCUGCACAGAAAUGUAUUCAUAUAUGAUGGAAUAGUUUUAUUGGUGAUAACGCAGACCUGCCAACAUACAUUGUACCUACCAUAGGCUUCUAUUUGGCACAUUGUGGUUUUUGACUCAACCGGCUAAAGUUGGAGCUGAGCCAAUCAGAGGACUUGGCUGAGGAGAAAACAUCUCCAGCUCUCCUCCCCCCCUGUGUUCAUAGUAAUGUUUUCCUCACUCCAUCUUGAUAGCAGCUCUUCACUCUGUCUGUUCAUACCACUGAUGCGUGAGCGGGAAAAUGGAGAACCAACUGUUUGGCAAAUACAUUUUCCAUAAUUGUAAGUGUUAGUCAAGCACAUAACCACUAUUUAGCAGUUAGCUCCUUAGCUAAGGCGUCAUUACGACUAAGGUAGUUAGCUACAGUGUUUAGUCAACUAAGCGAGAACAAUUUCUCUGCAAUGGUAGUAGGCACAAGCACAUUGACGAGCAACAUGUGCUGUGUUGCAGUAGUUCAAUGUUACUGAGUGUUAUGCUAGUUCAGCGCUGCGCUAGUUCAGCGCUGCGCUAGUUCAGUGUGCGUCACUGUGAGGAUGGAAACAGACAUGGCAGAGAGCUGUUCUGCUAAUACUGUCCUUCAUUGAAAGUUAUGUUAAAGUGUUAAAGAUUAGCAGGCCUAUGUUAUUGAAUCAUUUGUGGAUCUGUCCUCUUCAAAUACCUGGUGGAUGAGGUCAGGGCCGGUGGAUGAGGUCAGGGCCGGUGGAUGAGGUCCGGGCCGGUGGAUGAGGUCAGGGAUAGAGAUCUGGAACCAGCUCCUAUAAGCCUAGCUCAAUUUUUGUCAUAUUCCAUAUAUCCUACAGUCAACUAGACUGCUACAUUGCAUCCAUUAAUUUAAUUAUUUAGAAUUUUCUCCUCAAACAAGUUUAAGAAGAAGCUAGUUUGCAUUUUCACUAGACGAUCCACCUUCAUUACCCCUCAAUUUAACCUAGAAAAAAAACACCUCAAUUUAAUUUAGCAUCAAACACAAUACUUCUAUGUUUACUACAAUGUUUGAUUUAAUUUAUAGCUCUAGCCUGAGGGGAAAGUCGACUGACCCAAUCUGGGCCUUCUCCUACACAACCUUAGUCCUACAUCCGCACCACCUUGGCAGAAAAUCCCAGGGAGAGCCCUGAUUGUACAUCUGACCGUAUUUCUAGUUUGCUACUGAAGACCAGCCAAUUACCAAGUACCCAUAGCAGUCUAUAGACUACCAUGCCUACUGAGGCAGUCUUCUACCAACAUCAUUUGGAUAAAAAAGGUUCCUAUGACUUGACCAGUGUGGGUGUCGUUGCACUGAAUUGGUACUCUUAAAACUUAUUCAAGGAUAAUGUGAGGAUUGUUUUUGUUCAUUUGAAAAUGAACCUGGUUAAAGGAGUGCACUGUGAAGGGAAUAGGGGGCCAUGUGGGACUCGGGCAGUGGGGAGCCUGGUACUGCUACUGUAUAGAUGAUGGCUUCUUUCUUGUUGUAAUGCUAAUGAUAGGCUAGGGAUCAGUGGUAGUAAUGCUGUAAUGAUAAUGAUAGGCUAGGGAUCAGUGGUAGUAAUGCUAAUGAUGAUAGGCUAGGGAUCAGUAGUAGUGAUGCUAAUGAUAGGCUAGGGAUCAGUGGUAGUAAUGCUAAUGAUAGGCUAGGGAUCAGUGGUAGUAAUGCAGUAAUGCUAAUGAUAGGCUAGGGAUCAGUGGUAGUAAUGCUAAUGAUAGGCUAGGGAUCAGUGGUAGUAAUGCAGUAAUGCUAAUGAUAGGCUAGGGAUCAGUGGUAGUAAUGCUGUAAUGCUAAUGAUAGGCUAUGGAUCAGUGGUAGUAAUGAUGUAAUGCUAAUGAUAGGCCAGGGAUCAGUGGUAGUAAUGCUGUAAUGCUAAUGAUAGGCUAGGGAUCAGUGGUAGUAAUGCUGUAAUGCUAAUGAUAGGCCAGGGAUCAGUGGUAGUAAUGCUGUAAUGCUAAUGAUAGGCCAGGGAUCAGUGGUAGUAAUGCUGUAAUGCUAAUGAUAGGCUAGGGAUCAGUGGUAGUAAUGCUGUAAUGCUAAUGAUAGGCCAGGGAUCAGUGGUAGUAAUGCUGUAAUGCUAAUGAUAGGCCAGGGAUCAGUGGUAGUAAUGCUAUAAUGCUAAUGAUAGGCCAGGGAUCAGUGCUCCUUCUGAGCUUCCUGCCUUCAAUUCGUCUAUUUAUUCACAAUUGAAGGGGUUGCAAAAUGUCCCUACAUUUUCCAGAAAUCCCUGGGAGCCAGGUGGAGCUUGUUGUCAUGGUGAAGGAUGGUAGCAUAAAGUCUAGUGAUGCCACUGCUCAUGAGUCCGGAUUCCCAGCUCUGUUUGUGUGGUCUUGCCAACUCUGUCAUUAUCAUAAGACGGGGUUAUUACCCUACGACGUCCGGACUACUGCUGCUUUUCUGUUCUACCUGUUUGGCGGAAUGAAUACACCCUUGGUGUCCCAGGUCGAAAUGAGUCCCUAACUAGAGGGGAAGAAUGAUACAUAGCAGUUCAACUGGCUUUGAGGUCCAGAUUUCAAUUUGAGGGACAUGGGCGUUAUGACAAAACGGCACAAACAGAUCUGGGAUUCAGCCUAACCAUGGUUUACCUUGGUGUCAAUGGGAACAAGUAAUCGCACAUACAUAACCACUAUCUGGAGAGACCAGACUACAGUUAGACUGCCUAACAGACUGUCUUAUAAGACUGAUUCAUUCAUACAUUUCUGCUUUUGUUUUGUUUUUAAACAUGCUCUAUGCCAGGAUUAGGAUCAGUUCCAGUCAAUUCAGGAAGUACACUGAAAUUCCAAUUAUCUUCAACGAGGAACAUUUGGAAUUGGAAUUUGGUUUUACUUUCUGAAUUAAAAUGGAAAUGGCCCAACGCUGAUGGUAACCCUGAGACGUGGCUGUAGGCUCCUUUUAUGUUGCAAGUUGUGAGUGAGUAGUGUUUCAGUGCCUUUAUGGUAGAAUGUCAUGUUGGUUGGGAGUUUUCAGAAACCACCUCCCCUUCUCUUCAAGCCUGGCCGGCUCACCUAGCUAGCUCUCUGGAUUAGUGGACCCAAGGAUCUAAACAGGAUCCUUGGGAUGUCCAACUCUGUCAGCCCUUUGAAGGGGACGUUUCAAACAGUUAAGGAUAAGGGUUAACUGUUAGUGGACAGGACUGGUUCCUGGCCAAGUUGAUCAGGCUGGUUGGCAGGUUCCCUCCAAGUGACUCAACACACCACAGUCUGCAGACUUAGAUCAGCUGCAGGUGUGGAUAAGAGGGAGCCACUGUCUAUUUACUUAAUAAAGCCUAGUAUCCCACUUCACAUAAAGUGUGUCUCAUUGCCCCCUAUCAAACACCCCCUAUCAAAUUGAGAGCACUACAAAUAAGUCUCUGCUACUUCCAUGAAUUAAAAGGGAUUCUUCUGGAUGUUGGCAACAAGGCCCUUUAACUACUGACCCAGAGUCAGAUGAAGCCCUUUAACUACUGACCCAGAGUCAGAUGAAGCCCUUUUAUCUACUGACCCAGAGUCAGAUGAGGCCCUUUAACUACUGACCCAGAGUCAGAUGAAGCCCUUUUAUCUACUAACCCAGAGUCAGAUGAAGCCCUUUUAUCUACUAACCCAGAGUCAGAUGAGGCCCUUUAUCUACUGACCCAGAGAUGAACUCGUGGAUAAACAUUUUAUGUCUCUGUGUCCAGUAUGACGGAAGUUAGCCAAUGCGAAGUCGCGUUAGUGCAAUGACUGGAAGUCCACAGGAACAACUAGCAUGCUAGCCCUACUGAACACAGCCCUGCUGAACACAGCCCUGCUUUAGGUUGUAGUCCCUGGGUGCAUCCCAAAUGGCACCCUAUUCCUUAUAUGGAGCACUACUUUGGACCUGGGCCCGUAGGGGAAUAGAGUGACACUGGGCCCGUAGGGGAAUAGAGUGACCCUGGGCCCAUAGUAGUGCACUAUAUAGAGAAAGGAUGACCCAGUCUGUGUCUGUCAGGCUUGCAGUGCCAAUGAGGAGGUUACAGAGGUCAUCAUCUCCAAUUAGCCUUGUCUGCUCUGUCUGUAUCCCCUUACUAUUACUGUUAUGUAAUUAGUUACGUCAACGAUCACUUUAUGCCUCGGCUCCACUGUUUUAUUUUUCAUUCGCGCUGUACUGUGAUUUGUAUUUUUUUAAUAAUUAAACUGUUAUCUCUGUCCACUACUUACAAUUGAAAAGUGCAAAUAAAUACAAUUAACUAUUACAACUGA